Molecule: messenger RNA, 540 nt
Organism: Acanthosepion pharaonis
Lineage: Eukaryota; Metazoa; Mollusca; Cephalopoda; Sepiida; Sepiidae
Source: the annotation of a GenBank genome assembly
AUGGAAGCCAUUUUUUUGGCAUUUUGGCGGCAUUACUUAUUCUUAAGCCUCUUUCUUUUGUGGGUUGUUGCAUAUGGAUAUGGCCGAAGGAAAAAAGCGAAGAACAAUAACAGAAAAGAAGUUCCCGUUUCAUUCUCUCCAUCUUAUCGGCAUAAUUUCCAAAUUGGGUAUUUUUAUACAAGAUGGAAGUUGCGAGAAUGCACAUUCAGUUCGUUUUCAUUUGAUUUUGUCUGUCAUGUUUUAUCGGUUAUUCAUCUCUUUGUCUUUGAAUAUUCUUUAUCUAUCUAUCUAUCUAUCUAUCUAUCUAUCUAUGUUCAUAUUUAUCUAUCUAUAUAUCUAAAAUAUGUUCAUAUCUAUGUUCUUAUGUAUCUAUAUGUAUCUAAAAUAUGUUCAUAUCUAUCUAUCUAUCUAUCUAUCUAUCUAUCUAUCUAUCUAUCUCAUUCAUUAUCUAUCUAUCUAUCUAUCAAUCUAUCUAUCACAGUCUGUUCAUGUUCAUUAUCUAUCCAUCUAUGGAGAAAUAAUUUCGCUUGUAGUAAUUAG